AUGGUCACUCAGCGCCGCCUGUGGAGCGCCGUCCUGGCGAGCCUCCUCCUCCUGCACUGCACGGUCUCGUUCGCCGCGCCGGACGCGCCUCGCGACUCGCCGGGGGGCGGCGAACCCGACAGCCCAGUCGACGACGAGCCCAUCUGGACCAUCGACGCCGCGGAGUCCAACUCCAGCGCGCCGCUUACGGCCGCAGAGGCUCUGGCGCGACGACAAACGCUGGCCACGAGGGCCCCCACCGCGCCCAUGUGCAGGGUCCACUGGACCGUGUCCACAACCCUCAUCGGGGGGGUCGUUUCAACUUUGGGCGGCCAGGUGUUCGGCCCGGACGGCAGGCUGUACUAUGCGGACAGCACCCAGCACAACAUCUACCGCACCACCUCGAGCAACAGCACCACCAGGAGAGACGGCACCUGGGUGAAGGUUGCGGGGCAGGGGCCAAGUGUUUCUGGUUACCUUGAAGGUUCCGCCACCGGGACGGCGCGACUCCACUACCCUCGGAGCAUGGCCUUCGCCCGCAACGGCGCGCUGUACUUCGUCCAGCAGAAUCACUUGAGACAUAUGCCCCCUGACCUCGCCUACGUGUACAUCAGGGUCGGCCCUGUGGAUUCCACUAUUACUGGCAACGGGCUGAACCCGCCGCGGAGCUCCGACGGUUCGGGUCGCCUUUAUGGCCCGUCCGGCUUGUGCAUCGAUCGCGACGAGCGGCUCUACAUCGGUGACAAGGGCAACCGCCGCAUCCUGCGGUAUCUGCCGGACGAGCAGAGGCUCGAGGUCGUCGCAGGCACGACGGGCAGUCAUGGGUUCAAGGACGGCCCGCUCGGCGUCAACCGGAUGUACAACGUCAUGUCGCUGGCGUGCGACAAGGCCACGGACCUCGUCUACGUGUCCGAGUACCAGUACGAUGGUCCUAUCCAGCUCAAUUUGAUACGCGUGCUGUACCGGGACGGCUACCUGAAGACCAUCGCUGGGGCGGCUUCAUCUUUAAAGGGCAUCGCGACGCCGAACGCUGUGUACGGGCCGCUGCUCGAGUACCACUCCUCCAGCGAGAUCUCGAUCCACGGCAAGUACCUGUACUUUGCCGCCAACUACAACUCAGCGAGAGACCAGAACUAUGUCUACAUGAUGAAGCUCCUCGGGCACGGCCCGGCGGGGGGCGUGGUGGCGACCCUCGCCGGCUCCAACCUGGACAUGGUGAACGUCGACGGCAACGCGUCUCUCCCGACAACGUCGCUGGCCUACCCCGCGAGCCCCACGGUCGACCCGGCCACUGGGGAGGUCUACGUUCGCGUCGCCUCGUACCCGGCGGCAGGUUCGCCGAGGUUCCGCGUGCUGACUCCGGAUGCGGGGGCCGAGUCGUGCGUCGAGAGCGUCUUUCCGUCGCGCGCGCCGGGGUGCCCGGCGUCGUCGUCGGAGGUGGUCGACCGGGGCAUCGCGCACCGCUGGACGGGCGGCCGCGUGAGCAGCUUCUGCCGCCACGGCGGAUGGGGACCGGAAGGGGACAAUUUGAAAUGGCAUGGAUACAGGUCCACGAUCUCCCAGGCGCCGUACUUGCUGCACCCCGUCACGCUGGCCCAGGUCAGCAGGGACACGACGGGCCCUGUCGCGAUACCGCUUCCGUGGAUGUUCCAACCCUCGGACACCAUCUAUGCGCCGGAGGACAGAUUCAUGGGCUUCAACGACGCCAGCAGUUAUUGGUUCAAGUUCUUCACAUCGUCGCACUCGACUUUGUCGACCACGACCCGCACCAACGAGGACCUGGGCGGCACCGUGACGUACCAACGGUUUACCGCCACCGCGGCCAACCACUACUACUUCCUGACGCGCACGCGGUUCGAGGUUCCGCCCGGCGGCGUGCCCGCGUCCCUGCGGAUGGCGUUCGUGUGCGAGGACCGCUGCACGGUCUACGUCAACGGCGAGCUCGCCGCCUCGAAGUGGGAGACGGACGGCCCGGACCCGCUCAGCAACCCGUACGCGCGACGGCGCAAGGACCUGUGGAUCGACCUGGGCACGGACCACGCCGGCGAGGAGGACGCGCUGAUGGGGCCGACGUGGGGCUGGGCUGACGGCGGGUUCUACCGAAAGAACGUGCCGCUGCGCGUUGGGAUCAACACCAUCGCCUUCAUGCGUCAAUCUAUGGACGGGUCGCGGAACAGGCUCGACUUCGCGUUCCAUCCGCCCGCCGCGGCGAGCGCGUUCCUGAGCAGCAUUCGCGCGUGCGAGGAACCGAGCGCCGCGGCUGAGGAGCCCCUCGACCAGGCGGCGCCCGUCAUGGUGUGGGACGGCGACACGCUGUUCGUCGGCGAGCAGACCGACGGCGAGCAGGGCGCGAACGCCGGCAAGGUGUCGGUCGUGAAGUACAACGUGACGUCGGGGGCCUGGGAGGUCACGGCGAACCUCACGUCCCCCAACGCGGAGGCGGGGACGCGCAUGGGGGCAUCGAUCGCCGCGGGCGCGGGCUGGGUCGCGGCGGGCGCGCCCGGACACAACAGUGGGCAGGGUAUCGUGUUUCUCUUCCGCGCCAGCUCGUACAGCCAGGUCGGCUUCCUAGUCCGCAGUGCUUCGGCCACCAACGACAUGGGCUUCGGAAGCGCCGUGGCGAUGAGCUCGGACGCGGAGACGCUGGUGGUGAGCGCGCCGACACCGGGCGCGCUGUACUUCUUCGCGCGGACCGCCGCAGACCCCACGUUCGCGCUGGGCAGCCGCGUGCUGGCCGCCGGCGAGAGCGGCCAGAUGAGCGCCGCCAACGGUGGCCACGUUGUUCGCGGGGUCUUCGCCUCUGUGCACGGAUCCCUCACGCUGGACGCGGAGUAUGGCUAUGCGGCGGCCGGGACCUUCGAAAAGGCAGCAUACGAUUACGAGCACAUUCUGCUCUUCCGCUACAACGACGGGGCGCACCCCUACACGUGGUCGCUCUCGUACACGUGGGACUUGUGGCGCACGUUUAGUACGUCCGUUCGCGGGUGCUGGAAGAGACUUCAAAUGACCGCGAGGUAUCUUGUCAUGAGCUGCAGCGGCGGCACAUCGCGACCAGGCGGAUUCAACGGGUACUGGAACGACGUCGGAAGGAUCAUCACGGUGAAGGCGAAGCCUGCGCCCGAGACUGGCCUGGAGAGCUGGAGACACGAGUGGGAGAACCCGAACUCGGGCCAGAUGCAACUCGACGUCUACUCCCCGAGCCACAUCGACACCUUACGCUCGAGGGGGGACAUGUACGGGGCUGCGGUCGCGCUCGCGGACGGCGGAGCGACGAUGUACGUUCUGUCGCCCAAGGUCGGCUUGCAGGUAUUCUCGAUCUCGAAGCACAAGGUGACAACACCAGUGCGCCUCGCGUGGGAGCUGAAGACGACGGUGCCUGCGGAAGCCCUGGGGGGCCUCGAUGUCGACUACUCCCCGAGGGCCUUGGCCGUGGGAUCGGGCGGUCAGGUCGCGGUGGCCACCGCAGACGGCGUCCGCGCGCUGCGGUUCGUCUGCCACGAGGCGGGCCGCGCGUGCUCUGAGGCACUCCGCAAGCAGUGCCCCGCCGGCACGGCGCGGUGCGUCACGACGGACACCGCCGCGCAUUGCGUGCCCGGCGACGACAGGGCAUCGUGCGCCGACGCGCACCUGGUCGAGACCGUGGCGCAGAGCAUCGCCGCGUCCUCGAUGGUCGUGCACGGGGGGCAGCUCUACGUGACGUCGGCCCUGGACCAGCGCAUCUACCGCGUCCUGGACCGCGACACCGGCGAGCUCGAGACCUUCGCCUGGAAGCUCAGCAGCCCGAGCGGGAUCGAGGUCGUGGGGAACACGGCUUACGUCGCCAUGAGCAGUGACCACACCAUCCGCACCUUCGACCUCAGUCAGUCGGUCACUUCCCGCCCCGACAAAGGGCCUCUCAAGCUCGGGUACGAUAGCACGGUCGUCGUCGGCGCAGGGUCGGUUCCUGGCGACGCAGUCGGCUCCGCAUCGGCGACGCGCUUGCGGUCGCCUGAGGGCCUGGCGCUGGAGGGCACCGACAACGUGCUGAUCGCCGACACGGGGAAUCGACGCAUCCUGAGGUACACGAUGUCCACGUCGACGGUCACGCUCGUCGCGGGCAUUAGCGGCGUGGUCGGCCUCGUCGACGGGUCGGUUUCGCACGCCAGGUUCUAUUCACCCGUCGCAGUGGCGUGGGACGCGAGCACGGGCGCGAUCUACGUUGCGGAUCAGGGCAACCAGCGGAUCCGCAAGAUUCUCGGCGGGCAGGUCUCGACCUACGCCGGAAGCAGCAAGGGGGAGAGGGACGGCUUCCGCACGUGUGCGCAGUUCUUCUCCUUGGGGGAAAUCAAAGUCGACAGCGCCGGCAACCUGUACGUCGCCGACGGCAGCCGAGGCGUGCGGUUCGUCAGUGCAGCGACGGGCAACGUGUCGACCAUCGCGAGCGGCGCUGGGCAGGAGGCGGGGCACGUCGACGGCCCGGCGGCAGGCGCGCGCUUCGCCGACACUUCCUGGCCGAGACCCGGGCUCCUCCUGGAAGAGACCUCGGGCAACGUCACCAGCGUGUACGUGGCAGAGACGACAGGCGCGGCGCACUCGGGUUACGUGCGCCGCGUGUUCGCCUACACCGGGGCGGACGCUCCGCGCGCCAGCUACGUCGCGCAGCACCCCGCGUGUGCCUCCCCUCUGGAGGGGGCGGCUUCGUGCCCGUUCUCGCAGCAGUCGUGCAGCGAUGUCGGGGGCUGUCCUGGCGCGCAGACGUGCCGCGACCAUCAGUCGGGCCAUUCGUGUGGCGCCCCCCUGGACGUGAUGGCGUGCGCGGCGAGCUACUCCGUGUCGGCGGUCGCCGGCGGCGACGAAGGGCCGCACCCGGCGCUUGGUGAUCGCCCGCGGCUGGACGGAAGCGGUCGGGAGGCGUCGUUCUGGCACCCCACGUCGGUGCACUUUGCCCGCGACGGAAGCGGUGUGGCGUACGUGACCGAGUGCCGGGGCCAAGCGGUGCGGCGGCUCAGCGGGCCGGGGCUUGCGACGGUGGAGACGCUCGUGACGGAGUCGGACCAGAGCAUCGUGAACUGUCCGUGGGCGUCUGCCGUGGUGGGCAACGACCUGUAUGUGGGCUCCUUCUACAGCACAGGCACCUUCGGCUCGAAGACGUUCGCGCGGUAUUCCUUCGCAGAUAUCUCGAACAUCGCGAGUAGCAGGACGGCCGCAGUGAUCGGCAGCGCCUCCGGCACGCCUGGCAUGGUGGGCCAUCACGCGCUCAUCCAAUUCGAAAGCGUUCGCGGGAUCGACUCUGACGCCUCCGGGCGGAUCCUGUUCGUCGAGGGCUCGGGCCAUCGCGUCCGCGUCUACGAUCCUUCCUCGGGCAUGAUCACCACCCUCGCGGGCACCGGGUGGCCGGGCCGGCGCGACGGCCCUGCGAGCCUGGCGUCCUUCGCCGACCCGUCGAGCAUCGCGCACGACCACGCGACCGGGAUGUCCUACGUCACCGACUCCAAGGCCGUCAGGCAGGUUGCCCCCGACGGUUUCGUCCGCACCGUCGCCUCCUCUGACCCCGCGGGGGUGUUCGCCGGGGGGGGAGUCGGGUCGUGCGCGCGCGGAAUCGGCAAGCCGCUCACUGUGGCGGCCCACAGCGGCGAGGUCUUCUUCGCCAGCCGGCUCCCGGACUCGGGGGAGAAUCGGGUCUUCCGCGUCGAGGGGGUGAACAUCACUGCGGUCGCGGGCGCGCUCCGGUCCUCCCUCGGCUACGAGGCGUCCCGCUCGGGCCCGUACACCGGCCCCGGCGACCUCGUAGCCAUCGGCGAUAUCCACGGGAUGGCGAUCGAGCCCAGCAGCGGCAAGGUCCUGUGGAUCGACGCAGUGCCAUCGGGCGUGUACGCGCUGGAACGCACGGGCCCGCCGUGCGCCGCGCCCGCUCGCACGCCCUCGACGGGAUCGCUGUGCGGGUGGAAGCACAGCCGAGCUGCUUGUUCGAGCGCGUCCUGCCCGGCCGGGACGACCUGCGAGGAAGCGGACGUCGGGCAUCACUGCCGGCCCGCGAACGCCAGCGCCGCUGCGUGCGACGAGCUGUGGAGCGUCAGCACGUACGCGGGGUCGGGCUACGUGGCUGAUUCGGGGAGGUCCGACAACGACGGGAACCGCCUGAAGACGGCAAUUCUUGAUGCCCGGGGCGUCGCGAUGCGCUCGAACGGCGACGUGUUCUUCACGUCGCCGGUGCGCAAACAGAUCCGGCGCGUCGACGCGGCGACAGGGGACGUGUCGACCUACGCCGGCGGCCCGGGGGUGACGGGCCUGCUCCGCGACGACGCAGACCCGCUGCAAACCCCCUUCCGCACCGUCACGGCAAUCGCGGCGGCGCCGGACGACACGCUGUACGUGGUGGAGUGGGACCACAACCUCGUCAGGACCAUCGCUCCCAACGGAGCCGUCACCACGGCGCCAUUCACGGGCAUCCCUUCGGGCUCCUACAGCUCGGACCCCGACGGCUUUGGCAGCGGCGAGACCGAUCGCAGGCAGCUGGCGCGCCCGACCGACAUCGCUGUCGUCCCUGGCGCACCGGGCGACCUGGUCGUCUCGGAGGGCGAGGGCAACAAGAUCGUGCGCUACGUGGCGGGGAGGGGGGUCUUCAUCCUCGCCGGCAACGGCGCGCCCGGCUUCCGCGACGGACCGGGGACGCAGGCCAUGUUCAACAACCCGACGAGCGUGGCGGUCGACGCGUCGGGCAACGUCUACGUCGCAGAUCAGGGCAACUUCCGCGUGCGCCUUAUCGACCCCAACGGCGUGGUUUCGACGCUGAUCGGCUCUGGGUCCUACGACGGCGGGUUCAAGCUCGGCGCGGGGUCGUGCGCGCAGAUCCAGCCCGUGUCCGUCGCGGCGUCCUUCUCCGGCGCCGACGUCUACGUCACCGACGCAACCGUUGGACGCGUGUUCCAGGUCCGCGGCAACCAGCUGAUCCCCGUUGCGGGAACCGACGAACCAGCGGGACUGACCUGCCUGAACGUGCCGGCGGCGGCGGGCGGCCACGUGUGCGCGAACGUCACGCACCCCUGCGCCGGCGCGUGGGCGUCGUCGCGGGUGGCCCCGACCGUGGAUCUGGCGGCGCAGCCCCCCUCUCUGAGCCCUCCCGAGAAGGUCAAGUCGCUCGUGGCUGAUCCGGCGGACGACAGCAGGUCCAUCAACGUCCACACGGGGGUCAUCGCGUGGGUCCAGGGCCGCCCCUUGGGCACGUCGGGCGUUUUCGACGGAGACGCUGCGACGUCGUGGAGCGCCAGCUCUGCUGUCAGCCUGGUAUACGAGAUGCCGGCGGCCGUCGUGGCGACGGCCUACCACGUCCACCAUAGCGGCACCACCAUCAACCACAUCCUGCAGGGCUCGAACGACCAUGCAAUCUGGGAGGACCUGGAUGGCGUUUCGGGGUCCUCCCCGGGAGACAAAGACUGGAGUCUUACCCACCCAUACGCAUCGCACGAGAGGGCGUUCAAGUGGUUCCGGCUUGCCAUCACGCCUUCCUCCGGAAUUGUUGGAAUAGUCGACUUCAGCAUCACCGUCAGGCGCUUCGUCGACGGGGGGGUGGCAAACGCACCGCCGCCGCUGUCGCAGCCGCGCGACGUGGCGAAUGUGGCCGGGGACGUCCUCGUCGCGGACGCCGCGGGUCACCAGGUGCGGAUGCUCAAGCCAACGGGGCAGUACCUGAUCUCCGAGCCCGUCGCUGGCGUCCAGGGGCAGGCAGGGGCGCUGGUGACGGGCGACGUACGCGGCGCGGCGCGCCUGGACAGCCCCGCGGGGAUCGUCAGGACCGCGGGCGGCGCGAUCUACAUCGCGGACGCUGGGGCGAACGUCGUCGUGAAGAUCGAUGGAACAGCGAUGUCGGUGGUGGUUGGCGCACUGAAUGGGGCUGCGGGCUCCGACGUGGGGGCGCCGACGCACGCGACGGUCGGGCGUCUGAACGGCCCCGAGGGCCUCGCGCUCGACCGCGACGGCACGGGGCUGUUCAUCGCCGACACGGGCAACCACCGCGUGUUGCACUUCACUGGUUCGACGCUGGUGGUCCUGGCGGGCUCGGCGGGGAGCCCGGGGCUGCUGGACGCCGUCGGUGGCGCCGCACGCUUCAACGCGCCGACGGGCGUGGCGUUCGAUCCGUCUUCGAACCGCACGUACGUGGCGGACAAGGGCAACAACGCUGUGCGCGUGAUUUACAACGGCACGUACGUCGGGACGUUCGCGGGCUCGGUCCAGGGCGCCGCCGGGUACGCAGACGGCUUCCGCGGGUGUGCGCGCUUCGACGGCCCGCACGGGGUCAUCCUCGCGGACGGCGCGCUGAUCGUGACGGAGGAGCGCGGGCGGCGCGUCAGGCAGGUCAACCUGGGCGGCACCGUCUCGACCAUCGCGACCCCCGAGCAGCUCGGCCUCGUGCACCCGCCCGCGAACGCGACGCUGAACCCCGCGCACUCGGGUCCCAUGGGGCUGGACCGCGCGGGCCCGGGCGACGUGUUUGUUGCCGUCGGGUCGCUGCCGGAGGUGCGGCGCCUCGCGCUGGGCGGCUCGGCGCCGGCCAACUGUACCACGGAGGCGCCGAAGUGGAACUGCUCCAUUGGAUGGGAGAACGAGUGCGCGGAGGGCAGCAGCGGCUGCGACGCGACGACCCUUUGCUACGACCCGCCGGGGAGCAAGUACAAGUGCAGCUGCCCCUCCGGGUACACGGUUGACGGCACGCCGGCAGGGGCCACGGACGACAUCGGGCCUUUCGUGCCGUGCAGCGACGUCGACGAGUGCGCGCACGGCACGCACACCUGCGCAGAGACGCAACGGUGCAGCAACGUCGCGGGGAGCUACUACUGCACGACCUUCUGCGACGCGAUCGCUGGCGUUCCGAGCUCGUUCUGCGUCGCUGGCCAGUGA
This is a messenger RNA of Pedinophyceae sp. YPF-701, 8853 nucleotides long. Lineage: Eukaryota; Viridiplantae; Chlorophyta; Pedinophyceae. The record is from the annotation of a GenBank genome assembly.